GAGCAUUUUGUUCAGGACGACCGGAGAAACUGUGCCGUUAUGUCGACGAGCCUGUCGGGUUGUUACAGUUUGUACUGCUCGUUUAGCCGGAUUUAAGCACACGCGGAGAAUUUUUGUUUUUAACUGUGCAGGUAAAUGAUCUGUUUAGCGUUGCAUUUUAUUGAUAGUACCCCGCAACUGUGAAGUUAAACGAAGUGGAAGCGUAAAGAGGACUCAUCGGAUUCGCCUGUGGAUCCAUGCAGCUUCGGUCUGGAUAGCAUUCUCAAGAUCACAGCUGCAGGCCAUUUACUGAUGGGUACAUACUGUGAGGUAACGCAACAAGAAAAAUACAAAUCAUUUGGAAGAGACAGGAACUGUGAAAGAAUGAAGACAAGCUAGAUAGUGUUGUCCCCAAAGAACUGCAUAAGUAUUCAUAAACAACUAUUUGACCUAGCAAAUGUGUACCUGGACUAAACACUAGUCAGAGAAACCUGAAAAGUAACUUUGUUGAACUGUUGAAUCUUCAAAGAGAACACCUUGACACCAAGUGACCGCCAUGUGUGCUGAAGGAUAUCAGUACAGAGCGCUUUAUGACUACAAGAAGGAGAGGGAGGAGGACAUUAAUCUGCAUGUGGGGGAUAUACUGUUGGUGAGCAAAGGAGCUCUGGUGGCUCUUGGGUACACUGAUGGGCUGGAACAGAGGCCAGAUAAUAUUGGCUGGCUGCCAGGCUUCAAUGAAACCACUCAGGAAAAAGGGGACUUCCCUGGGACAUAUGUCGAGUAUAUCGGGAAGAAGUGGAUCUCUCCCCCCACACCCAAGCCAAGGCCCCUCAGACCCUUACCUGUUGCCCCAGGUGGCUUCAGGGCAGAGGCAGACUCCGACUCAGAGCAAGGCUUCUGUUUGCUGGACCUGACGGAGCAGUUUUCCCUUCCAGAGACCAGUCCACCCAUGCUUGCCAGACUGCUGGAAGCUAUUGAGAGGAAAGGUCUGGAUAACCCAACUUUAUAUCGAACAUUUACAGCUGGUGGUGGACUUGAAGUCAGACAGUAUUUUGAUUGUGACCCUCCCUCACCAGACCUGGAUCAGGUGGAACUUCCUGUCCUGUGUGAUGGUCUGCGCAGGUACCUGCAGGAUCUUCCCCAGCCCAUCAUCCCCACCCCAUUAUAUGCUCAGAUGGUCCACACUGCCAAAGAGGUGGUGAACCCUGAGGAAUGUGCCCAGCUGCUACGUCGCAUCGCCAGCACCCAGAGCUUGCCUCCCCAAUACUGGCUAACUCUCCACUGCCUGCUUAGGCAUUUCUCUAGAGUGUGCCAAAACAGCUCCAAGAACCUGCUCAGUGCCAGAGCCCUGGGCGAGAUCUUCAGUCCCGUGUUCUUCAGACAACAGGCCACCAGUUGUGAACCCAGCUUGGAAGCUCACAUCAAGAUCAUUGAGGUUCUGGUGACCAGUGAAUGGAGUGAAAGUCAGUCAGCUCCAGCUCUACCUCCAAAGCCACCCAAGCCCACAUCUGUGACUAACAACGGUAUGAACAACAACAUGGCGCUACAAGACGCAGAAUGGUACUGGGGAGACAUCUCAAGAGAGGAGGUCAAUGAGAAACUGAGGGACACUGCAGACGGUACAUUUUUGGUGCGAGACGCCUCUACGAAAAUGCACGGAGACUACACACUGACUCUGAGGAAAGGUGGAAACAACAAACUUAUCAAGAUAUUCCAUCGAGAUGGGAAGUACGGCUUCUCAGACCCACUGACCUUCAGCUCUGUUGUUGAGCUCAUCAACCACUAUCGCAACGAGUCACUGGCUCAGUACAACCCUAAGCUAGACGUCAAGCUGCUGUAUCCGGUCUCCAAACACCAGCAGGAUCAGGUGGUGAAAGAAGACAACAUUGAAGCUGUGGGGAGGAAGCUUUGUGAGUACCACCAGCAGUACCAGGAGAAGAACAAAGAGUACGACCGUCUGUAUGAAGAAUACACCAGAACAUCACAAGAAAUCCAAAUGAAGAGGACGGCUAUCGAGGCUUUUAAUGAAACUAUAAAGAUAUUUGAGGAGCAAUGCCAAACACAAGAGCGGUACAGCAAGGAGUAUAUUGAGAAAUUCAGGCGAGAAGGCAACGACAAGGAGAUCCAGAGGAUUAUGGGAAACUACGAGAAGUUGAAGUCCCGGAUCAGUGAAAUUGUCGACAGCAAGCGCCGACUGGAGGAAGAUCUGAAGAAACAGGCGGCAGACUACAGAGAGAUCGACAAGAGGAUGAACAGCAUCAAGCCCGACCUCAUCCAGCUCCGCAAGACCAGAGACCAGUAUCUCAUGUGGUUGACCCAGAAGGGAGUCAGACAGAAGAAACUCAACGAGUGGCUCGGAAUCAAAAACGAGAACACAGAAGAUCAAUAUUCUAUGGUGGACGAUGAUGAAGACCUUCCUCAUCAUGACGAGCGGUCCUGGAAGCUGGGCAACAUUAAUCGGUUACAGGCGGAGGCUCUCCUCCAGGGCAAGAGAGAUGGAACAUUCCUGGUUCGAGACAGCAGCAAAGCAGGAUGCUACGCCUGCAGCGUUGUUGUGGACGGUGAGGUGAAGCACUGCGUCAUCAACAAGACCCCCUCAGGUUAUGGCUUCGCCGAGCCGUACAACCUGUACAGCUCAUUAAAAGAACUCGUACUUCACUACCAGCACACAUCUUUGGUCCAGCACAAUGACUCUCUGAAUGUGACGCUAGCAUACCCGGUCUAUGCCCAGCAGAGACGGUGAGGACCUGGAUGUUUCCACACGGACACAAAGAAAAGGCCUCAUGGGGAGUUGGAGAUACAUGUCCUGGGACUCCAUGAUUUAAAAAAGAAAGAGGCUCUGUUUGCUGAACUUAGACUUGAAAUCGGAGGAAAAGACGCAAUAAAGCCUGAACAUUUUCAGUGACUUUACCCAACCACGAGCCUGAGCCUGAGGCGAGUCUGAAUGUAGAUUUAUUUCUCUUUUGCUUUUUGUGGGAGCACAGAAUCAAGCGGAAACUGCUGAACUCUCCCACAGUGGAGGACAUUGAGGCCUUUUCCUAAUGGUGCUUGUUCUUUUUCAAAGCUUUACCAGCCGGGAAUGUCGAAUCGAAACAGAUGAACUCUUCAAAUGGAACUGUAUUCACCGGCCACAACUUUGUUUUUCCACUUUUUGUUUUUUUUCCUUUCAUGUCAUCUUUGUGUGUAUGUAUGUCUGUAUUCCUGCACAAGUGUUUCUGUGUAUGUGGCUGUGAGUGAGUGUGUGUGAUUGUCCAUGUGACCAAAACUCAUAGAAUCAGGAAAAUGUGUGACGUUAUGGGGAGGGGGGGGUGUGGGGUGGGGUGGGGGGCUGUGUAACACAUUUGCUUGUGUUAACUGUUGAGUAGCAGACCAUGGAUCAGCUGAUAAAUGUAGCAAAAUGGCACUUUUUAAACAAAGUUUAAUUUUUUUGAAAAGACUCCUAUGGACUUUUAUGAGAAGAGCAGAAGAUGAGAUGUCUGCAUCCUGCCUUCUAACUGUUGAGCAUUACAGUGCAGACGCAAACUUGAUCUUUACUGUGGGAAGGUGAAACUAUGAAUGGACUUACUAUUUCAUGUACAUAUGUGAAAAUGUGCAAAGUCAUGAAUCAAAGUGCACCAUACCAAAAAGGAUCAGUUCCUGUUUAGUUAUAUUCUGAUCUGCUAUGCAAUCAUUUCUCCAUUAUUUCUUCAGAAUUGUGUUUCAUUCUGUUGCAACCCACAAUAUAAGCUUGUUUUAUUGCUUGAAAAGUAUCUUUUCCUGUGUAAAUAUCCAAGAGGAUAUUUUGUGUCAAAAUGCCAAGAUACAGUAAAAAAAACUGCUUAUGAUUUGUAAAAGAUAAUAAUAGCAACAUACACUUUAUUAUAAAUGACUUUAACAACUGGUAUAAAGAUGGAAAAGAUGAGUAUUUUAUUAGUCUUUUUUUUUGCUUCAAACUAAUGUUCUUCUCAGGCAGAGCCUUUUGAGUAUUUGAGCUGCUUCAGUCACAAGUACUAUUUCUUACAGAGCUACAUGCAGUUCUUUGUUGAGAUGGACAAAGAAAGCACUCAGAGAAUGGGAUGAUGGGAUUGUACAACCCUUACCUAACCAUCACCAUGAAAACAACAGUAUAGAUUUAUUUUGUUAUAAAAUAUAUAUGUUCCCACAUGAGAAUAUAUCAAAGCAGACAGGUGUUUUCAACUGAUGGAUAUUGUUAUUAAAAGAUCAAUAUACAUUGUCCACUUAGUAUUUUUCUGUAUCAGAAAAUCACUGUGUUUACAUGGGUGGAUCGGCUCAUUUCAGAUAGUCUUUAAUUUCAUAUUUCAAAAAGGACAACAUGUGCCAGUGGAAUCCUUGACAUAAAAAUAAAUAAAUAGAUGAAUAAAUAAAAGCCACAGCUCAACUACAUUUUUAUUCCCCCAUCUUUAUUCUAGCUUUUAAAAGUCCAAGUGAUCGGUACGAGUGUAAGCCCAGUGGACUGGUAUUAAUUUUCAGAAAAUAUUUUUAAAUGAAGCCACCAGAACUACCAAUUUAUCACCAUUGUGACAUCUAACCAAUGUGAAAAGUUCAAAAUUUAAUCACCCAGAUGACUAAAUGUCUGCCAUUGAUGAUAAUAUAUAUUUUACAAUCAUAGAUGAACCUGCCAUAAAAAGUAUUUAGAUGUAAUGUUUUUAUUUCCACCCCAAAAUGUACUCACGCUCAGCACAGCUGUCAAGUUAAACUGUUAAAUAUAUCUUUGUGUAACAAAUUAGUUGUGAAGAAAAACUCAACCUGAUGUAAUUUUGAUUAUUACUUUUUAAAUUUGACUCUUAAUUCUCUCCAACUUCUCUUUGUGGAAAAAGCUGAACAGACUUAGCAACUGCAAAGCCUCCACUUGUGUCACUUCCUGUCUAAAAGAAAUGUGGACAAUAAAUGAUGCAUUUGAUAUCAUUGGACAUGAAGAAAUUUGUCGGCAUGGAAACAUUUAAUAUGUUUUAUUUUCUUGCAUAUUAUUCCCCCCUCAUGGCAGAACUGUUUGUACAGCUUGACCAAGCUACUAAAAUGUGUUUUAGAUGUAUUUGACCAGAUUACUCAUCCACGAUUAAAUUUUUAGCACAUUGAUAGUAACUGUCAUUUAUUCUAGUUUUUAUUGGUUCUUUCAAAGCCUUUGUCAUGGCAACCAGAUCUGUCAUAUGACAUUUAUUUUACUAGAUCUUAUUUACCUCCCCAACAGCUGCUGGAAAGACCUAUUUGUUUCUAUAUGUCUAAAAAUGUGUUCUUUUUUUUAAUAGAUCUCAGACAACAUGCACCAUUAUUUUCUUUGCCCCGAUCCUGGGUUGUUUGAUAACUUUAGGUGUCUUUUUUAUUUGAAGCUCAUCUUUUUGUGGGUGUCCCAGACAUGAUGAUUGGAUUGAGAUUUACCAGUGUUCCCCAGUUUUGCUUCAAAUCUGUAUUGGGCUUUGUUAAAAAGGAAAUAAAACACUUCUUUUUAAGAAAAAA
Molecule: messenger RNA, 5433 nt
Organism: Epinephelus fuscoguttatus (brown-marbled grouper)
Lineage: Eukaryota; Metazoa; Chordata; Actinopteri; Perciformes; Serranidae
Gene: pik3r1
Product: phosphoinositide-3-kinase, regulatory subunit 1 (alpha)
Exons: 15
Coding region: 536-2722 (728 amino acids)
Biological process (GO): insulin receptor signaling pathway; phosphatidylinositol phosphate biosynthetic process
Cellular component (GO): phosphatidylinositol 3-kinase complex
Molecular function (GO): protein binding; 1-phosphatidylinositol-3-kinase regulator activity
Source: RefSeq, a predicted model, not a curated record